AUGCGCGGACAGGCCGCACAGUAUGAAAAUCUGACAGUUCCCUCGCCCAAGAGGCCCACAGAGGGCCACGAUUCUCACUCCUUACCCCGCUCGCCCUCUCUUUCUUCCUGGAAAUCCUUCCUUCGUUUCCCCAACCAAUCUUCAAAGAAACCUUCCAAUGUUCCACCAAGCCUAAACCUAGACAAUCGUUCAGUAUCAGGAUUAUCGUAUAAUAGUGCCACAAGCACUCCGGCACUCGCAACUCCAGCACUAACCCCAACAUCAUACCUUUCGGACCAACGUUCUUCGUAUAAUUCUUCCAAUACCCAAUCUAGUGACUCGAAUAGACCUCCAGCCUAUCAAGAACCACCCUCGACGACCCCGAGGAAUGUAUCAUAUCCCCUGGACCACCACCACAAUGCCCCGUCCACAGACGCGCUCGCAGCCGCCACGACAGCAGGCACUUCCCAGCUAAAGGCGCCCACAUACCCAGGAAAACAACGUUCGCUUCCUCACCCCUUCGAACCCGGUUCAUCCAAGUCGAAACCCUACACGACAACUCCUUCCCAGUCUUCCUUUGGUGCUCCUCCCACGACCUCGCGUCCACGAAACAACGGGCCCCUGACCCCAAAGGGUGUAGGAGCUUCGGCUUCUCGCUUCCUUCGCAGAGUGGCUUCAGCACCCAACGCCAAGGGGCUGUUCACCCUAGGAUCCAAGUCUGCAUCCACCACGAAGAAUGGUCUUCUAGCACCUUCCGAAUCUGCACCACCGCUACCGACAGUGUCCAGUUCGAUGGAGGAUGGUGAUUCGCUAGACACCGCCUCUUCGGCAGAAUCUUCAAGGGCUACCCCACGUUAUGGGCUUCGAUUGACACCGCCCAAGACAGCCCCGCCGAUGAGAGAUCGUUUGAAGAGUGCUCCAUCUCAGCCCGACCCUUCAAAGAUUCCGUUCAGACGGACGUAUUCCAGCAACUCCAUCAAAGUGGGACGGGUGGAGGUGGGCCCAUCGAGCUUUUUGAAAGUGAAGAUGCUGGGGAAGGGGGACGUUGGAAGGGUUUACCUGGUGCGGGAGAAGAAAACGAACAAACUCUACGCGAUGAAAGUUUUGUCAAAGAAAGAGAUGAUUGAGAGGAAAAAGAUUAAACGGGCUCUCACGGAGCAAGAAAUCCUUGCAACCGCGAACCACCCUUUCAUCGUUACCCUAUAUCACUCAUUUCAGUCUGAAGGCUAUUUAUAUUUCUGCAUGGAAUAUUGCAUGGGAGGGGAGUUCUUCCGCGCGCUGCAGACACGCCCGGGCAAGUGCUUGCCCGAAGAUGGCUCGCGAUUUUAUGCCGCGGAGGUGGUUGCUGCGUUGGAAUAUCUUCAUCUCAUGGGCUUCAUUUAUCGCGAUUUGAAGCCCGAAAAUAUUCUUUUGCACCAAUCAGGGCACAUCAUGCUGUCCGACUUUGACCUGGCGAAGCAGUCUGCAGAGUACGGGGGCCUACCUUCGAUGGUUCACUCUGAGCAGAACGGGGUUCCUCUGGUGGAUACGAUGUCAUGUACAGCGAACUUUAGGACGAACUCUUUCGUUGGCACGGAGGAGUACAUUGCACCAGAGGUGAUCGCUGCGCAGGGCCAUACAGCCGCUGUGGAUUGGUGGACUUUAGGAAUUCUCAUUUAUGAGAUGAUUUAUGCCACGACUCCGUUCAAAGGCCAGGAACGUAAUGAGACCUUCAAUAAUAUCCGCCAUCAGCCCGUGACAUUCCGCGACUCACCAAAAAUCUCAUCAGCCGGCAAAGACUGCAUGACUCGAUUACUGGACAAGAACGAACGGACAAGACUAGGCAGUCGGAGCGGGGCGAGUGAGGUGAAGCAACACAAAUGGUUCUCCAAGAUCAAUUGGGGCCUGUUGCGGAAUACGCGGCCACCGAUCGUGCCGUCGUCAUCCAACGGUCUCGAUGCAGCCCAUUUCCGACAUAUGAGAGAAUCGACGUCGCUGCACCUCGAUCUUGAGGAUCAGAGCAAGGCGCAGCCUUCGGCAGAUCUGCUUGCCGACGACGGGCAGCCUGCGGACGUGUUGUUCAAAGCGUUCAACAGUAUAACGCUGCACCACGACGGGGACACAUGAGUUGUGAGAGACGUGCACACAGGGUGUGUGGCAUACCUCGGAGGGGAGUCGGGAUUUCGGUGAUUGCGGUAGGAUUGUGGAAUCUUUUAUCUCGUGUGGUACUUAGGCAGUAAUAAUUUUGCGAAAGCGGA
Molecule: messenger RNA, 2216 nt
Organism: Coprinopsis cinerea okayama7#130
Lineage: Eukaryota; Fungi; Basidiomycota; Agaricomycetes; Agaricales; Psathyrellaceae
Product: AGC/RSK protein kinase
Exons: 11
Coding region: 1-2085 (694 amino acids)
Biological process (GO): protein phosphorylation
Cellular component (GO): cytoplasm; nucleus; plasma membrane
Molecular function (GO): protein serine/threonine kinase activity; ATP binding
Source: RefSeq, a predicted model, not a curated record